Entrophospora candida is the source of this 997-nucleotide messenger RNA. Lineage: Eukaryota; Fungi; Glomeromycota; Glomeromycetes; Entrophosporales; Entrophosporaceae. The record is from the annotation of a GenBank genome assembly.
AUGGCAUCAACUAGGAGGCCAGCUAUUGAACUGCAAGAAAUUCCUUCACCACAAUUACCCAAAUCACCAUCACCUCCAAUUAGUCAAGAUAGCAAAGAAACAAAGGAUGAGCCAAACAAUGGAAUAAUUAAUGAAAUCAAAGCAACCAUUGAUAAACCUAAGGAUAAUUGUGUAGAAUGGCUUAAUGAGGCAAUUCAGAAUGAAUACAUUAAUUUUUAUAAUUAUAGUAGCUUUAAAAAUACUCAAAAAAUUGGUUCAGGUGGUUCGGGAAAAGUUUACAAAGCAACAUAUAACAGUAGCAGUACUUUUGCGUUGAAAUCCUAUAAAUGUGAUAUAACAAACAUGAAAGAAAUUAUUAAUGAGUUAAAAUUAUUACAUAAAGUUGAUUACCAUCAAAAUAUUAUUCAUUUCUAUGGUGUCACUAAAAAUGAAGGCAAUAAGAAAUAUUUAUUGGUCCUUGAGUAUGCAGAUAGUGGGACACUAAGAAGCUACCUACAAGAAAAGUCCAAAUCAAUCAAUUGGGAACUAAUGCUGAAAUUUGCAUAUGAGAUUGCAUCAGCUGUUUCAUGUCUACAUGAAAACAAUAUUAUCCACCGAGAUUUGCAUUCAAACAAUUUCUUGGUUCACCAAAAAACAAUAAAAUUGGUAGAUUUUGGACUUUCCCGUAAAAUACUUGAAUCUACAACUACUUCAGCAUUCUAUUUAGCAGGGAUGCUGCCUUAUGUUGACCCACAAUGUUUCAAGUAUGGCAAUAAGCAAGCGUAUAAACAAAGCAAAAAAUCAGAUGUAUAUAGUGUGGGUGUUUUAUUAUGGGAAUUGACUAGUGACCAUCCACCUUUUAGUAAUCUGGAUCCAGAUUAUCGAAAAUAUGGUUUAAUAGUUGAUAUUUCUGGAGGAAUUCGUGAGGAACCUAUUCCUAAUACACCUGAUGAAUAUAUUAAUUUAUACAAAGGUAAAAAAUCUAUAACAUAUCCACCGAUUUGUGCAACAUUUUGGG